GGGGGGUGGGGGUUGGCAGACAUUUCUCCACAGCCGUUUCUCAGAGUCUCCGCGCUCCUCCUCCUGCCCAGACGUGUAUCGAGCUCCGCGUUCCUUCUAGAAGCUUCCCUGCUCCAAAGCACCAUGGCUUCAAAUUUCACGAAAGUACAAUACCCUCUUCAGAACAAUUUCAUUGCUGGAGUAGUGACAUCCUUCUUUGUGUCGGUGGUGAUCGGUUUAGCCCUCGGGGGCUUUGUCCUGACACUGCUGAUGGUGGUGUCACGCAGAAAGAAAGCCAGUGCCUCCAUUUCCAUCACCCAGGUCGUGCCCCGUCGAGCCAGACCUUCCUCCCGCAGUCUGAUGCUGAGCCGCACAGAGUGUUACAGGAGCAACAGCAAUGACAGAGACUGUGAUGCUCUCCCUCUGUCUCGGACCCUCUCUCUCCAGUGCCAAGGCUCCCAGGACCAGUCAGACUACUACAACAGGAAGUCCACCUUCCGGGCGUCUACCUUCCACCCCUUCCUGGCUGAUCCCUUGCCCGAGGACCUCGCUGGAGACCAACCAACCUCCCUCCUCCGCACGGACACCUGCUCGACCCUCAACUGCAGCCUGGGCCACCAGGAGCAGCAAUGGUCUGAGGGUCACCAACUCACCUGUCUGUCAUCCCAGACGCCACCUCCCGCCUAUGAGGCUGUGAUAGAACCGGCCAAGAACCAGCUGACGUGAUCCUCUGCUCAGCUCAUCCUUACCUCCUGCUUAGGAACAUAGGAACAGGAGGAGGCCUUUCAGCCUCUCGA
Molecule: messenger RNA, 776 nt
Organism: Callorhinchus milii (elephant shark)
Lineage: Eukaryota; Metazoa; Chordata; Chondrichthyes; Chimaeriformes; Callorhinchidae
Gene: myct1a
Product: myc target 1a
Exons: 2
Coding region: 124-705 (193 amino acids)
Cellular component (GO): nucleoplasm
Source: RefSeq, a predicted model, not a curated record